Molecule: messenger RNA, 723 nt
Organism: Alexandromys fortis (reed vole)
Lineage: Eukaryota; Metazoa; Chordata; Mammalia; Rodentia; Cricetidae
Product: gastrula zinc finger protein XlCGF49.1-like
Exons: 1
Coding region: 1-723 (240 amino acids)
Source: RefSeq, a predicted model, not a curated record
AUGCACGUGGGAGAAAAUUCGUGUGAAAGUGGGAGGUCACCCCUUGGUGAAAAUCAGAGUGCUUGCAAAGGUCCGAAAGCCCAUGAGUGUCGCAAAUGUAAGAAAAGCUGUGCUGAGAAAGCAGGUCUUACCCAACACCAGAGCUCACACCCGGGGAGCAAACCCUACGCUUGCCUUGAGUGUGACAAGUCCAUCCCAGUGAAGGCAAACCUCACCGAACACCAGAGGACUCACACCGGAGAAAAACCGUAUGAGUGCAGCGAGUGUGGGAAGUCGUUCUGCCAAAAAUCCGCCCUCAAGAUACACCAGAGAACCCACACAGGGGAGAAACCGUUCAAGUGUAACGAGUGUGGGAAAACCUUCUGCGUGAAAUCGAACCUGACACAGCACCAAAGGACCCACACCGGAGAGAAGCCGUACAAAUGCAGCGAGUGCUGGCGAUCUUUCUGUGUCAAGUCCAACCUCGUCGUGCAUCAGAGAACCCACACAGGAGAGAAACCCUACAAGUGUCCCGAGUGUGGGAAAACCUUCUAUGAGAAAUCUGCCCUCACCAAGCAUGAGCGGAUUCACACCGGAGAAAAACCCUACGAGUGCAGCGAAUGCAAGAAAAGCUUCAGCCAGAGGUCAGCUCUUACCAAGCAUCAGAGAAAAACACACAAGAAGAAAGCAUCUUCCGGUAGCCUUCAUGGGCAGACACCAGAACCGACGAGCGAAGCUCGCUGA